Linum trigynum is the source of this 417-nucleotide messenger RNA. Lineage: Eukaryota; Viridiplantae; Streptophyta; Magnoliopsida; Malpighiales; Linaceae. The record is from the annotation of a GenBank genome assembly.
AUGUGCGCACGUCACCAUUGCACCCGGCCGAGGUUUCUCGGCCAUGUGCGCACCUCGGUAGUGCACUUUGGCGAGGAAAGGUGCACACGACCAAGAAAUCUCGGACAUGUGCGCACCUUGGUAGUGCACUCGGCCGAGGAAAUCUGCACUCGACCGAGAAUUCUCGGCUAUGAGCGCACCUCAAUAGUGCACUCGGCCGAGGAAAGGGGCACAGGACCGAGAAAUCUCGGACAUGUGCGCACCUUGGCAGUGCACUCGGCCGAGGUUUCUUGGCCAUGUGCGCACCUCAGCAUUGACUCCGGCAAGGAGAAGUCCACUUGGCCGAGGUUUCUCGCCAUGUGCACACCUUGGUCGUGCACUUGGGAGAUUCUUGUGCACUUUGUCCGAAAAAGUCGUAACUUUUUUUUCGGGCAAUAG